CGCCUUUCGCCCUCCCUGCCCUGGAAUGGCGGGCUCCCAGCUGCCCUCGCCACUUCUGCCGCUGUCUCUGGUGCUGCUGCUGGGGAAUCCCUCCCUUGCCCCUGUCGCCUCUAGAGACUCCAACGUCCAGGUCCGCACCCCUAUUUCAAACCCCGACUCCUCAAAUUCAGGGGCAACCCCCACCAGCUCCACAAAUCUAGGGUUGGAGCCCAUCUCCUCCCCACAACCAGAAACGGCCACCCACCCCAGUUCUGGCUCCCCGGGUUCAGAGCUUACCCCUACCUCCCACUCGAGCCCCCCAAGCUCCCCCACCUUGACCUUGCAUUGGAGCUCCACUUCUCCCAGCUCGAGACCAGAGCCCUCUUCCAUGCCCUCAGCCAGCACUGACGGGACCUCUGUGUCCUCUGGCUCGGCUCCAGGGGACACUGGGGCCCCCGAGUUGCACAGGAACCCAGGCGUGGUGGUGGCUGUGUGUCUGCUGGUGUCCGUCUUGCUCAUCGGGUCUGUGCUAAUGGCUGUGAGGCGUGGCCACCGUGGUGUGUCUGAGUUCUAGAAGCUGGAUGAGAUGUCCACGGAGACAGCGAGCCAAAGGUCCUCCUUUGCCCAUCACCCACCAGAGUGAUCUCCGUGGGGCCAAGGGAGAAGGGGGCUUGGACGGGGUAGAGCACCUGCGGAGGGGCUAGGCUUGCCAGAAUAAAGCCUUUGUGUUCCUCUGUGGCCUCCCGAGUCAUGGACUGCUGUGAC
Messenger RNA from Lynx canadensis (Canada lynx), 744 nucleotides. Its product is annotated as pectinesterase inhibitor 10-like. The transcript is spliced from 4 exons. The record is from RefSeq and is a predicted model, not a curated record. Bases 26 to 553 code for a protein of 175 amino acids. Lineage: Eukaryota; Metazoa; Chordata; Mammalia; Carnivora; Felidae.